This is a messenger RNA of Erigeron canadensis, 1528 nucleotides long. Its product is annotated as ethylene-responsive transcription factor ABR1-like. Gene Ontology annotation, biological process: regulation of DNA-templated transcription; ethylene-activated signaling pathway. The coding region runs from base 131 to 1309 and encodes 392 amino acids. NCBI's taxonomy places the organism in Eukaryota, Viridiplantae, Streptophyta, Magnoliopsida, Asterales, Asteraceae. The record is from RefSeq and is a predicted model, not a curated record. Gene Ontology annotation, molecular function: DNA binding; DNA-binding transcription factor activity. The transcript is spliced from 2 exons.
CGGCUUUGUAUAUGUGUCUUAAAUCUUAUAUUUAUAAAUAGUCAUAUUGGGUGGUAUAUAUUUUUGUUUGAUAGUAACCCUUAAUAAAGGGUUUGUGUUAAAUAGUGAAAUAUAUCUUGGAAUAUUUUUCAUGUGUUUUACAAAGGUGGCGAACUCAAAAGAUAUAAGCGAUUAUGCAAACUUCGAUCGAGACAGGGACGAUAGAGAAGGCGGAUCGGCUCCGGUGGCACCAACAUCAGCUGAUCAUGAUCAAUCACCACUUGAUAUGUAUUCAUCUGAGUUUAGUAUGUCAGGAGAGUUAUCUGCUAUGGUGACUGCUUUGACCCAUGUUGUUUCUGGUGGCGGUGAAGGUGGUGCUGUUAGUACUGUUUCGCCAUCUUUUCGUGCUGGUGAUGGUGGUAGUUAUUUAAUGGAUUCGCCAAGUUCAGCGUAUUCUUCUUCGAGUUCUGGACAGAAAAGGGUUCGUGAUCAAGAAGGAAGUGCUGAACAAUUUACGGAACAGUUUACUCAAAGAUUUUAUGGUGGUGUGGGUGACUUUAGAGGUGGGGAGUCAUCAUCUUCACAAGUAAAAGAAGAGGUAACACCAAUGCCCACCACCACAACCACGGCUGAUGCGGCGCAACAACCAGCUGCCAUAAUGGGACAAAGUCAAGCAAUUGAGUCAACCCAAUUUGAACAAACAGGGGAAAGAAGAAGAAAAUACAGGGGAGUAAGGCAAAGACCAUGGGGAAAAUGGGCUGCAGAGAUACGCGACCCACAUAAAGCUGCCCGAGUUUGGUUAGGUACAUUUGAUACUGCAGAGGCAGCUGCCAGAGCAUAUGAUGAAGCUGCCCUUAGAUUCCGGGGAAACAGAGCAAAACUCAAUUUCCCCGAAAAUGUAAGGUUAAUCCCACAACAACAAACCCGACCCGUUACCCAAAUUGCCAUUGCAAAUCCUCCAACUACCCAAUUUACAAUCCAUCACCAACGACCGCACCACAACUUUCAACUACCAAAUCCCUCCGCGGCCAGAGAUUAUUGGCAGUACUCGCAGUUACUACAAAGUAGCGCAGAUACACGCCCGCCACAACCGAGAAAUGAUUUAUUACCACAAAUGUAUACAUCAUCAACAAUGACUUCUUCACAUUCACAAACAUCCGAUUUUUCAUCUGCCAAUAAUUAUCCACUGCUUUUUCCAAACCUUUCGACAGGAUAUUUGAAUUUUCGACAGCCUAGCGGUGAAAACGAUCAGGAUGAUCAACCCGAUUUUUCAGCAACACCGUCUUCAUGGCCCGGUUAUGAUCAAUUCCCACCACCACCUUCAAAUUAAUAAUUAUUUCAUUUUUUUUUUUUUUUGGCAUGGUUUCACUAAUUAUGUGUUCAUUUAUAGAGCUGGGUUGCACAUACCUUGUCAGGUUUUGUACUAUACCUUUUUUGUCAUACAAAUUCUUUUAAAUGUUCUCCUUAAGUACGAAACAAUCUUGUAGGUGUGUGUAACGAAGUAUGUUUUGAGAAUUUAUAAAAAAAGAAAUUAUAAUUCUCAUUUAAA